GUCGGGGUUUGUUGAAGAGUAAGGACUGGAGGCUAGAGACGAUGGUAGGAUAAGCGUCUGUAAGAUGAUUUGUGCAGGAUGAAGAAGAGGGGGAGGACGAGUGCGGUGGGGGAUUCCGCGGAGAGAGGGCUGAAAAGAGGCCUCACAUAUGGUCUCUUUUGGUCGAGGUAACUACAGCACAUUCUGUUCUGGAGGACCUACUACAAAUGUCUCGGAACUCCCUACUAGACAUCUACCCAUCUCUUGUCAUACCAUCUCACCAUCCAACCCUAGUCCAGAGAGCAAGACUAUCCUCUCAUUUCUUCCCCCUUCACCCACUCCCCAUCCUCCCACCAUCCAACCCUCCAAGAAAGAAAGAAAAGAAAAGAAAGAAAAAAAAUGACCCCCCACAUCCUCUCCCUCCCCGCCGAACUCCUCAGCCAAAUUCUCACCUCCCUCCCCCUCUCCUCCCUCCUCCACUUCUCAGAAACCUGCCAUCCAGCCCGCACCCUCGCAAACGCAAACCUGCAAUCCCUCUCCUUAGGCAUCUCCCCCCUCCCCUCCCCUUACACUUCCUUCCCCCCCUCAAAACCACCCCUUUCCCCUUCGCAAACACAUACCUCCCAACCCACCACCCGCCCCCACGACCGCUGGCUCCGCAUCCCAAACAUAACAACCUACGACUACACCACCCUCUCCAACUUCCAAUCCGCACUCCUAACCAGCAUCCUAACCCGGCACCACCCCCUCCUCUCACACGUCGAUCUCACCAUCUGGACCAUGAGCGUGCGCAUGGCACACGCGCUCCGCAACUUAUCCGCGCUCCAGCGCCUCGAGCUCAGAUUCGACGCCGGAAACCCCGGGCGCGCCGUGUUGCGCGCGCAGAUUGGCCUCGAGCGCGAGGAGCAGCGCCGCGCGUGGGAUGUACUCGCGCGGAGUACGCCGAGCUGGAGUCGACGGCUGCUGGGGUUGAGGGUCGAGGGCGCGGUGGUGAGUACGAAGCAGAUUGCUGUGUUGCUGGGGGAGAGUCGGGGGUGUGAAGAGGUGGUGCUGGAGCGGUGUAGUGGGGUUGGCGGGGAUGUUUGGGCUUUUUGGGGGGGUUGGUGUGGGAGGGAGAGGGUUAGGAGGGUGGAGUUGAGGGAGUGUGGGGGGGUUAUUAGGGAGGAGGUUUUGGGGAUUAUUGGGGGGAUGAGGGCGCUGGAGUGUCUUAAUCUUUAUGAUUGCGAGGAGGAACUUGCACCGGGGACGAUGGAGAAAUGGAAUGCGGAGGUUUGGCGGAUACCGCAUUUUGUGGCACCCAGGCCGAGUGCGUUUGGAGUAGAUAUGGUGAUUGAGGUUGAUCCGGAGUAUGUGUCUUAGCCAAGAGCUGUUAAUGCAAGGGUGGGUAUUUACAUGGCAA
Bipolaris maydis ATCC 48331 is the source of this 1378-nucleotide messenger RNA. RefSeq lists its product as uncharacterized. Gene Ontology annotation, molecular function: protein binding. The record is from RefSeq and is a predicted model, not a curated record. NCBI's taxonomy places the organism in Eukaryota, Fungi, Ascomycota, Dothideomycetes, Pleosporales, Pleosporaceae.